Diceros bicornis minor is the source of this 1169-nucleotide messenger RNA. RefSeq names its product ATP synthase mitochondrial F1 complex assembly factor 2 (gene ATPAF2). Bases 141 to 1010 code for a protein of 289 amino acids. Gene Ontology annotation, cellular component: mitochondrion. The record is from RefSeq and is a predicted model, not a curated record. The transcript is spliced from 8 exons. Gene Ontology annotation, biological process: mitochondrial proton-transporting ATP synthase complex assembly. Lineage: Eukaryota; Metazoa; Chordata; Mammalia; Perissodactyla; Rhinocerotidae.
AGAUGGCGGCGUCCAGGGCAGGCUGAGGGUUCUGGGGCAGGCAGUGAGAGGUUUCCGUACAGCCGGAGCCUGCGGAUCCCUUCGCUCUGUUUCCUGCUCUCAGGUUUCGCGCCUGUCGUCCUCCCAGGCCCUCGGGUGCGAUGUGGAGGACCUGCCUCCGGCUGCGGGACGAGGGGCGCCGCCUCCUGAACGGGCCCCGGCGUGGCCUCAUCGCCUCCGUGAGGCCGGGGCCAACCCCCCCGCCCCAAGCCCGGGCCUACGCACCCCCGACAGAAAGGAAGAGGUUUUAUCAGAAUGUCGGCAUCACACAGGGUGAAGGUGGCUUUGAGAUAAACUUGGACCACAGGAAGCUGAAAACGCCCCAAGCCAAGCUCUUUACUGUCCCCAGCGAGGCCCUGGCCAUUGCGGUGGCCACAGAAUGGGACUCCCAACAGGACACCAUCAAGUUCUACACCAUGCACCUGACCACGCUGUGCAACACGUCCUUAGACAACCCAACCCAGCGAAACAAGGACCAGCUGAUCCGGGCAGCUCUGAAGUUUCUGGACACCGACACCGUCUGCUACAGGGUGGAAGAACCACAGACGUUAGUGGAACUUCAAAAGAACGAGUGGGACCCGAUCAUAGAAUGGGCCAAGGAGAGAUACGGUGUGGAGAUCGGCUCCUCCACCAGCAUCACGGGGCCCAGCGUCCCUGCCAGGACUCGGGAGGUGCUCACCAGCCACCUGGCAUCUUACAACAUGUGGGCCCUGCAAGGGAUUGAGUUUGUAGUGACCCAGCUCAAGUCCAUGGUGCUGACCUUGGGCCUAAUUGACCUGCGCCUGUCUGUGGAGCAGGCCGUGCUGCUGUCACGCCUGGAGGAGGAGUACCAGAUCCAGAAGUGGGGCAACAUCGAGUGGGCCCACGACUAUGAGCUGCAGGAGCUGCGGGCGCGCACGGCCGCUGGCGCCCUCUUUGUCCACCUCUGCUCCGAGAGCAGCACAGUCAAGCACAGGCUCCUGCAGGAGUGAGGCCCGGGCCCGCGCACCACACACCUGCAGGACAGACUGCAUGGUCGCGUGGCUCCCUGGCUCGGCCUCCGCUUGCAUCGUGCUGAAAUGCCCCCAAGACGCGUGUGAGACUGCAGUCAGCUCGAGUCCAGCCCUGCCCCACCAGCCUCCAAUGAGGGG